This is a messenger RNA of Cephus cinctus (wheat stem sawfly), 1872 nucleotides long. RefSeq names its product alanine--glyoxylate aminotransferase 2-like. Bases 138 to 1589 code for a protein of 483 amino acids. Gene Ontology annotation, molecular function: transaminase activity; pyridoxal phosphate binding. The record is from RefSeq and is a predicted model, not a curated record. The transcript has 9 exons. Gene Ontology annotation, cellular component: mitochondrion. Lineage: Eukaryota; Metazoa; Arthropoda; Insecta; Hymenoptera; Cephidae.
CACCAACUUACGGAUGCUAUAUAUGACGUCACCAGAGUAGGUCGCGACACUCAGCUGACAGCUGCAUUCAGAAGUCGAGGAACCGCGACUUCCCGUUUCAACAUCAGAUCCCACUCGAGAAAAAAAGAAUCUCCAAGAUGAUGGACUCGUUGGAGCAAAUGCCAAAGAACGAUACAAUUAAACUUCGCGAACGUCACAUUGGGCAAUCAUGCAAAUUAUUCUACAAGUCGAGCCCUUUGAAGAUUGUCAGGGCAGAAGGACAGUACAUGUACGACGAAAGGAGCGAGCGCUAUCUGGAUUGCAUAAACAACGUGGCUCACGUCGGUCAUUGUCAUCCGGAUGUUGUUCGAGCUGGACAACAACAAAUGGCUUUGCUCUGUACGAACAAUCGUUUUCUGCAUGACAAUUUAGUAGUCUGUGCACGUCGGCUUGCUUCGCUCCUGCCGGAACCUCUGUCAGUGUGUUUCCUGGUUAAUUCCGGAAGCGAAGCAAACGACCUGGCCUUACGUCUGGCUCAGGCACAUACAGCUAACAAGGACGUCAUCACACUCGAUCACGCCUAUCAUGGACAUCUGACGUCAAUGAUUGAUAUCUCGCCGUUCAAGUUCAAUCAGCCCAAUGGCACUGGAAAGAAGGAUUGGGUUCAUGUGGCUCCCUGUCCAGAUGUUUAUCGGGGAAAGUAUCGCGACGUGGACUAUCCCAGUGAGAAUCUCGGAGUAAAGUACGCCGAUGACGUAAAGAAAAUUUGCAACGAUGUCACAGCAGAGGGACGUGGAGUUUGUGCGUAUAUCGCAGAGAGCCUUAUGUCCGUAGGUGGACAGAUUUUACCACCUCAAGAUUAUUACAAAAACGUGUACAAACACGUACGAGAUGCUGGCGGUGUCUGUAUUGCCGACGAGGUGCAAGUCGGUUUUGGAAGAGUGGGUAGUCAUAUGUGGGCUUUCCAGUUAUAUGACGUUAUCCCCGAUAUAGUGACAAUUGGAAAACCGAUGGGAAAUGGACAUCCCGUAGCAGCUGUGAUCACUACCGAAGAAAUCGCUGGUAGCUUCCGAAAUACUGGAAUCGAAUAUUUUAAUACGUAUGGUGGAAAUCCAGUAUCUUGUGCAGUGGCGAAUGCAGUCAUGGAGGUUAUCGAGCGCGAAGGACUCCAGGAGCAUGCCUUAAACGUUGGAAAUCAUUUAAUAUCCCAAUUGGAGAAACUCGCCAAAAAUCAUCCCAUCAUUGGCGACGUACGUGGUGCUGGGCUAUUCGUUGGAAUCGAAUUAGUACGGGAUCGAACAAAGAGAGUCCCGGCUACAGCCGAAGCAAAGCAUGUUGUGUCGCGAAUGAAGGAGGAGAAGAUUCUCGUCAGCAGCGAUGGACCUGAUAAUAACAUUUUGAAGCUGAAACCGCCUAUGGUGUUUACUAUUGAGAAUGCUGAUCAUUUCGUUUCCGUACUGGACGACGUCUUGCAAGAAGUUGAGGUUGAUGACAACGAUGAGAUUCCUGAUACCACAGCCAUUCUUAAGGCUGUUAUCACACCGGUGGAUAUUGAAGCUGCUACCCCUGUUGCCAAUGACGUGGAACCGUUUCUCAUUCGCGCUAGUUAAUGUUUGAUUGAGAAUAGUCAUCAUGAUACUUGAAGAUGAGUGAUAGAGAAUCCACAUUAGUUAUUCAUUAUUACUAUUAUUCUGUAGUAUGACAAUUAUAAGAUAACGAUAAGGUAUACUUUUUGUACUUGAAUUUCGGUAGCUCGUUGAUAUAUAAUAUAUUUUUGUAAAUAAUAAAAUCUGUAAAUAGGUAUGCUAGUUUCUUCUGUAUCGUAAUAUUUCAAUGAAUAUUAUAAUAAUUCUAUUGUUAUUGAUAAGUAAUAAAACUCGGUUAUAUAAUUAU